ACAUAGAAACAAACUAAAUCGACAUCGUUCAAGAUGGCGUUGGAAGUGCUUGAGGCACUAGAUUCAGCUCGCACGCAAUGGUACCAUGUGACAGCCAUAGUAAUUGCCGGCAUGGGCUUCUUCACCGACGCCUACGAUCUCUUCUGCAUCACCACAGUUUCAAAGCUCUUGGGACGCUUGUACUACUUUGAUCCAAGCACUGGCAAACCAGGGAAGCUCCCAAAUAAUGUCAACAACUUGGUCACCGGUGUGGCACUCGUCGGAACGUUAUCCGGCCAGCUAUUCUUCGGCUACCUCGGAGACAAGCUGGGGCGAAAGAAAGUGUACGGUGUCACGCUUAUCCUCAUGGUGGCGUGUGCCAUUUGCUCCGGGCUCUCCUUUGGCGCCUCAGCCAAGUCUGUGAUGGGAACGCUAUGCUUCUUCAGGUUCUGGCUGGGCUUUGGCAUUGGAGGCGACUACCCACUAUCUGCCACCAUCAUGUCCGAAUACGCUAACAAGAGAACACGAGGUGCUUUCAUCGCUGCAGUUUUUGCCAUGCAAGGCGUGGGAAUCAUCUUCGCCGGGCUGGUGUCAAUGUGUCUAUCAGCAGGUUUCAAGGCAUCCUACCAUGCUCCCUCCUUCCAUGACGACCCCAUAAUGUCAACGCAACCCCAAGGCGACCUCAUGUGGCGUCUGGUCCUUAUGAUCGGAGCCGUCCCGGCUGCGAUGACAUACUACUGGCGAAUGAAGAUGCCUGAGACUGGCCGCUACACCGCCAUCAUCGAAGGCAACGCGAAGCAAGCGGCUGCAGACAUGGCAAGGGUUCUCGACAUCGAAAUCCAAGCGGAGCAAGACAAGUUAGCCGAGUUCAAAGCCGCAAAUGAUUACCCUUUGUGGUCAAACGAGUUCUUCACACGGCAUGGGCGUCACUUGAUCGGUACAAUGACCUCAUGGUUCUUGCUAGACAUCGCUUUCUACAGCCAGAACCUCACACAGAAAGACAUCUUCCCCGCGAUGGGACUCAUCGAUAAGGAUUUCGAGAUGAACGCAAUCCAAGAAGUGUUCGAGACCUCACGAGCCAUGUUCGUGAUUGCAUUGUUCGGAACCUUCCCAGGGUACUGGUUCACCGUGUUCUUCAUUGAGAAGUUGGGACGAUACAAGAUCCAACUCAUUGGUUUCUUCAUGAUGUCGGUCUUCAUGUUCAUCAUUGGUGUAAAGUAUGACUACCUAAGGAACGAGAACAGCCACAUGUUCGCUCUUCUCUACGGUUUGACGUUCUUCUUUGCGAACUUCGGACCUAACAGCACAACAUUCGUGCUGCCGGCCGAGCUGUUCCCUACUCGAGUGAGGUCGACGUGCCACGCGCUGAGUGCAGCAGCGGGGAAGGCUGGGGCAAUGGUCGGAGCGUUCGGGAUUCAGAACUACACGCAGAAAGGGGAGCAGAAGCAGAUUAAGCACGCCAUGAUGAUCCUGGCGGUGACCAACUUGAUUGGGUUCUUCUGCUCCUUCUUGGUGACAGAAACCAAGGGACGAUCGUUGGAAGAGAUCUCCGGGGAGGAUGGGAGAGAGAGUGAGCUCACGCCGACACCACCGAAUAAUAGGGUUCCCACUCGUCAGGAACCAAGGUCCGAGACGAUGUAAUGCGCAGAGCUAAUUCAAUUUCAUGCACCAUAAGAAGAUGCCGCAGCAACCAAGUUUAUUUAUGAUUAUAAAUUAUGAAGAAUAGUAAUAGUAAAAAGAAUAAAGGGGCCAAAAUCGAUGCUAUUUGGUGUUCUACAAAUAAGACUAUGAGAUGAGUAGUUUGGUGUUUGUGAGAUCACUGAAGGCAUGGGGAUAGGAUACAGCAUAUUGAACUGAUGUUCUGUCUCCUAUUUUAUUGUAAUGUGUUUUUAUUUUAAUGAGUUUCAGUAUAUUAUUAAUGUUGUAUUUA
Molecule: messenger RNA, 1909 nt
Organism: Lotus japonicus
Lineage: Eukaryota; Viridiplantae; Streptophyta; Magnoliopsida; Fabales; Fabaceae
Product: low affinity inorganic phosphate transporter 4
Exons: 3
Coding region: 34-1620 (528 amino acids)
Biological process (GO): transmembrane transport; phosphate ion transport
Cellular component (GO): membrane
Molecular function (GO): phosphate transmembrane transporter activity
Source: RefSeq, a predicted model, not a curated record